AUGUCAAAACAAAUUAAGGUGUUAUUGAUUAAUGGAAGUCCAAGAGAAAAUGGUAACACUUUUACUAUGUUAAGUUGGGUAAAGGAAGGAUUAGAAAAAGAAGGAAUUAAUGCAGAAAUUUAUCAACUUGGAAGGAAAGAUAUUAAAACUUGUAAAUCUUGUUGGGGAUGCAUGAAGACUGGAAAGUGUUGGCAAGAGGAUCCGGUGAUGGAUGAGUUAAUUGAAAAAAUAGUUGCUGCAGAUGGAAUUAUUAUUGGAAGUCCAACAUAUUAUGCUGACGUUCCUGGUGUUGUCAAGACAUUUAUUGAUAGAACAGUACCAUUUGCUAUUAAAAAUACAUUAAAUAGAAAAGUAGGAGCAGCAGUUGUUAUGGCAAGAAGAGGAGGAGCUAUUCACGUCUAUGAUACUAUCAACCAUUGGUUUGGAAUCAAUGGUAUGAUUACUAUUGGAUCAACUUAUUGGAAUGAUGGAUAUAAUCCAAAUGUUACUGAUCAACACGAAGUAGAAAAAGAUAGUGAAGCUAAAAACACAAUGAAGAAUUUAGCAGAGAAUAUGGCAUUUGUUCUUAAGAGAAUAGUUGAAUAA
This is a messenger RNA of Entamoeba dispar SAW760, 585 nucleotides long. RefSeq lists its product as uncharacterized. The transcript has a single exon. Gene Ontology annotation, molecular function: oxidoreductase activity. The record is from RefSeq and is a predicted model, not a curated record. The coding region runs from base 1 to 585 and encodes 194 amino acids. NCBI's taxonomy places the organism in Eukaryota, Evosea, Mastigamoebida, Endamoebidae.